Messenger RNA from Mustela erminea (ermine), 1774 nucleotides. RefSeq names its product caveolae associated protein 4 (gene CAVIN4). The coding region runs from base 137 to 1222 and encodes 361 amino acids. Gene Ontology annotation, biological process: regulation of gene expression. The record is from RefSeq and is a predicted model, not a curated record. Lineage: Eukaryota; Metazoa; Chordata; Mammalia; Carnivora; Mustelidae. Gene Ontology annotation, cellular component: caveola; cytoplasm. The transcript is spliced from 3 exons.
GCAAAGAUGGACCACUUCACAAAUGGUUAUAAAGUCAUACCCACUUAUUCCACAAUGACCACAACAAAUGACCAAGCAUGAACUAAAGUGCCAGAACUGAUUGUGGUGGGACAUCUUUCACUGAGAAAUAACUAAAAUGGAACAUAAUGGGUCGUCUUCAAAUGCCGAUAAAAUCCACCAGAAUCGCCUCUCAAGUGUCACAGAAGAUGAAGACCAAGACGCUGCUCUCACCAUUGUGACCGUGCUGGACAAAGUAGCCACCAUUGUGGACAGUGUGCAGGCAAGCCAGAAGAGACUAGAGGAGAGACACAGAGAGAUGGAAAAUGCCAUAAAGUCUGUCCAGAUUGACCUGCUGAAGCUGUCACAGUCCCACAGCAAUACAGGCUAUGUCAUUAACAAGUUGUUUGAGAAAACUCGAAAAGUCAGUGCUCACAUUAAAGACGUGAAGGCCCGGGUGGAGAGGCAACAAGUUCACGUGAAAAAAGUUGAAUCCAAGCAAGAGGAAAUAAUGAAGAAAAAUAAAUUCCGUGUGGUAAUAUUCCAGGAGGAGAUUCGCUGUCCGACAUCCCUGUCUAUUGUUAAAGACAGAAGCCUGACUGAGAAUCAAGAGACCGAAGAGGAUGUCUUUGACCCUCCGAUAGAUCUGUCUUCAGAUGAAGAAUAUUAUGUUGAAGAAAGCAGAUCUGCCAGGCUUAGAAAGUCAGGCAAGGAGCGUAUUGAUAAUAUAAAAAAGGCAUUUUCCAAAGAAAACAUGCAGAAGACACGGCAGAAUUUUGACAAGAAAGUGAACAGAAUUAGAACUAGAAUAGUGACCCCGGAGAGGAGAGAAAGGCUAAGGCAGUCGGGGGAAAGGUUAAGGCAGUCGGGAGAGAGGCUGAAACAGUCAGGGGAAAGGUUUAAGAAAUCCAUUUCUAAUGCAGCUCCCUCAAGGGAGGCUUUUAAGAUGCGUAGCCUUCGGAAAGCUAAAGACCGAACUGUGGCGGAAGACGCGGAGGAGGUCAGGGAGAUGGGUGUGGACAUCAUUGCCAGAAGCGAGUCUCUGGGCCCCAUCAGUGAGCUCUACACUGAUGAGCUCAGUGAAACAGACCGCGAGGAGGCCAGGGCGGCGUAUCCUCCCAGAGAAGGAGGGGAGAUGUCAACCCCUGAGCCUUUGAAAGUUACUUUUAAACCCCAAGUGAAGGUAGAGGACGAUGAAUCUCUUUUGCUAGAUUUAAAGCAAUAAUCAUAAAGAGGAACUAAACAUAAAUAUACAUCUCUUCAAUCACAAGGUUCUAGUUUAAAUAGUAUAGUCAUUGACGUUGAUGACAUAGUAUAGUCAUUUACAUUUGUUCAUAGGAAAACAUGAAUGAUACGGCUGGUUUCAUUUCUGAUGUUUAAAAUCUUAAAGAUAACACAAGUAUUCUAUACAUUUCCUUAUAACGUCCUUGGGAAUUCCUUUUUCUUCCCUGGGCUUAUACGAUUCUAUCAACUUUCUCUUUUAAGUCAUUCUCAUGGCAGCUGUGGAUUUUUAAGUUCUUUUCUCUUGCCCAGGAGGAAAGUAGUUUCUUAGUGAGGGCAGUUAGGCAUUUGGUGUCUAAAACAUAGGAAGGGCAAAGUUGUAGCCAUCAUUUGCAAGUAAAUUCUCAGUUUUGGUCUAGAUGGGUGUUGUGGCCAAGCUCAAAAGGGAAUAACCCGUGUGGGGAUUAUAUCAUCCACAUGUUCAAAUAGAUUCAUUAGUCAAUUAGUAGUCACACCUCUUUUUGAUGCUUUUGCAUAAAAACUGUGAAGUGCUGGA